AUGUAGAAAAAUGAUGACAAAACUAAUGUUCAUAUAUUUUUUAAAUACAAUGGAUCUUAAUUUUUAGAAUAAUUAAUUCUUUUAUCUUUGUUUAAGAGCCAUAGUCUGCUGGAAGAAAAUUCAAUCUCUAGAAGAAGACAUAAAUUAAUUUAGGCAACCGUAUAAUAAGACUUAAGCUUAGUACAAAAUAAUAAUCAUUUAGCUGACUCUGCAAUUGCUAUAUACAAAAGAAUUAAUCAGAUGUGAUUCUCUAAUAUCUUCCAUUAGGCCAAAUGUUUUUAAACAAGGGUAAUUAAUCAAUUUUAUAAAGUUGGAUACCAACAUUACCAUAAGUCGAGUAAAAAAGAAUACUUAUAAAAUAAUCGAGGGUUUAAAUACAACCUAUUAUGGUUAAGAAAAAAAUAGAAGAUUAUGGCCUGGAGAGAGGCUUUAUUAAUGGAAACUAUUAAAUUAUAUAUAAGUAAGAUACUAUAAAUCCAAAAUUAUUAAUGCAUAUCAUCACAUAUUAUGGAAUUUUAAAUAAUCUUGGAAAUGCUGACAAACACAAAAUAGAAUUUGAAAAUAUACCAUUUACAUAAGACUGGUUAAAUUGA
Paramecium sonneborni is the source of this 593-nucleotide messenger RNA. The record is from the annotation of a GenBank genome assembly. Lineage: Eukaryota; Ciliophora; Oligohymenophorea; Peniculida; Parameciidae.